UUUUAUUUUUAUUUUUGUGUGGAUGCAGUGGCUUUCUUCUCUUCUCUGCUUCCUUUCCCUGACAAUCUCGUUUUCACUUCCUCUUCAUCUCUGAGAGACCCAAAAUCUGCUUCUUCUGCUUCUCAUUUCCCCAAAACCAUUCACUCUCUCUUGAUUCAUCAAAAAGCUGCUUUUUUUCUUCUUCCUUUUCUCUUAGCUUCUAAUUCAGAUUCAAUUCGCCUCUCUUUUUUUUCUUCAUUUUUUUUGUCUUUUGUUAAUUUUUUUUUGGUGUCAUUGUGUUUGUAAAGAGAAUUUUAUUUUAUUUUAUGUGUACAAUUGAUGUAAAGUUUUCAGCUUUGAAUUGUACUUCUUGUGGGGUGUGUGUAUUCUGGAGCUUGUGUUUGAUGUAAAGUUUUGGAGGAGUUUUGCUUGUUGUACUUGUUUUUGUGUGUUGAAGAGCGAAGAGCUUCUGUUUGAUCAAAACAGAAGCUCUUUGUUGGUGUUUUUGUUUUUGGAAUUUUCUUCUGGUGAUCUCGUUGGAAAACCCGAGCUUUCCGAGGCUCGGGAUCUGAAUUGUGAAGAUGGAUUCAAAUUCAACAAAGGAGAAGCUUCAGAACAGUGUUGCUGUUGUUGCAGAUAGAGCUGACCUUAAGUCUUGCUAUAUGCAGAAGUUCAGGCUCUAUGAGACUCGCUCGAAAUUUUACAUGAUUGGAAGAGACAAAAACAGAACAUGUUGGAGGGUCUUAAAGAUUGACAGAUUGGAGCCAUCUGAAUUGAAUAUCGUUGAAGAUUCAACAUUAUACUCAGAAAUUGAGUGUUGUGACCUUCUGAGGCGGAUACAUGAAGGAAACAAGUCAACAGGGGGGCUUAAAUUUGUAACAACUUGCUAUGGAAUCAUCGGGUUUAUCAAAUUUCUUGAGCCAUAUUACAUGCUGCUUAUAACAAAACGAAGAAAGAUCGGCACAAUCUGUGGGCACACUAUAUAUGCUAUCACAAAGAGCGAAAUGGUCCCAAUUCCUCAUGCUACUGUGCGAUCCAAAAUGGCUUAUUCUAAGGAUGAGAACAGAUACAAGAAGCUUCUAUGCAGUGUGGAUCUUACGAAGGACUUCUUUUUCAGCUACUCCUACAAUGUCAUGCUUAGUCUUCAACGGAACUUAUCUGAUCAUAAUACUGCAGGACAAUCACUUUAUGAAACCCUUUUUGUUUGGAAUGAGUUCUUAACUCGUGGAAUCAGGAAUAGUCUCCAGAAUACUUCCUGGACUAUAGCCUUAGUGUAUGGCUUUUUUAAACAGAUCAAACUUUUUAUAUCUGACAAUGAGUUCAACCUGACUAUCAUUGCUAGGCGCUCACGGCAUUAUGCUGGGACCAGAUAUUUGAAACGAGGAGUGAAUGAAAAGGGUAGAGUAGCCAAUGAUGUUGAGACAGAGCAGAUCAUCUUUACAGAUGCUCGUGAUGGACGCCCAAUGCAAAUCAGUUCUGUGGUGCAGAUCCGGGGUUCAAUCCCUCUGUUCUGGUCUCAGGAAACCUCUAGAUUGAAUAUAAAACCUGACAUUAUAUUAUCAAGGAAGGACUCAAAUUUUGAAGCCACAAGACUUCAUUUUGAAAAUCUUGUCAAGAGAUAUGGACAUCCAAUUAUUAUACUGAACUUGAUAAAGACACGUGAGAAGAAGCCUCGAGAAACUAUUCUGCGAGCCGAGUUUGCGAAUGCUGUUAGGUCUCUUAAUAAAAAUUUGAAAGGGGAAAAUCGCCUGAGGUUCCUUCAUUGGGAUCUGCAUAGGCAUUCAAGAUGCAGCAAGGCUACUAAUGUGUUGGGACAACUGGGAAAAGUGGCAGCAUAUGCACUGAAGCUGACUGGCAUCUUCUACUGUCCAGUGACAUCAAAUGUGAGGCUAGAUGGAUUUUCACAGUAUUCCUACUCUGAGAAUUACAUUGUCACUGAUCACUGCAUCACAGAUCAAGCUAGUAUAAACAAGGAUAAUGUUGAUAAAGAAACAGAAAUUAUCAAUUGUUACUAUAGUGGUGAUGAGAACAAAGAUUACAGUGUCAAACCCCAGAUGCUUCAAUCCGGGGUCUUGAGGACUAAUUGUAUAGACUGCUUAGAUCGAACCAAUGUUGCUCAAUAUGCUUAUGGACUAGCUGCACUUGGAUAUCAGCUACAAGCUUUAGGAUUUACUGAAACCCCGAAUAUUGAUCUUGAUAACCCUUUGGCCAAGGAAUUAAUGGAAGUCUAUGAGUCCAUGGGCGACACAUUAGCCUUUCAAUAUGGGGGUUCUGCGGCACACAAUAAGAUAUUUUCUGAGAGAAGAGGUCAAUGGAAGGCAGCAGCCCAAUCCCAGGAAUUUAUUCGAACACUACAGCGUUAUUACAACAACACAUAUUUAGAUGGUGAUAAGCAAAAAGCAAUUAACUUACUCUUGGGGCAUUUUCAGCCCCAACAGGGAAAACCAGCACUAUGGGAGCUAGAUUCAGAUCAGCAUUACACUGUCAAGAAACAUGGCCUGUAUUUAGCCGAUGACAGCAUUAGGUCAACUAUUAAAAGAUCGCUAUCAGAUGGUAACAUUCUCAGUGAAAGUGACACUACAAUUAGGAACUUGAAUGUUACAAAUGGUCAGAACUCGUCUGAAAAACCUGAUAAGCGUUUCCUUUCGGGGUCUACUCCAGAUAUCUUUACCUGUGGAAGUGAUAUUUGUCAUUGCAGGCAGAUAUAUGUCAAGGGCCAAAUUUGUGAGAGUGAUCAUAUUUGUUAUGAUGAACAUGGAGAUGCAUGUGACUGCUCCAAUUUCCUUGAUGUGGACUGGCUUUCUUCUUCUGGAAAUUCUUGUGAAGAGGAAUUACUUGAAAGGUCAACCAGCAUCUCCUCAGAGAAUAUUGCGAAUGAACUAAUAACUACUGAGACAUCUGCAAGUGAAUCUGGAUCCAGCAUUAAGGGAAGGCCGAGUGGAGAAGAACUCAACAAAGAUAGCAAAUACAGCGAAAGCUUUGAACGUUGGAUAACUGAAGGGGAGAUGCUUUUUGUUUGAGGCAGUUUAAUGCUCGACUUUUAUCAUCACAUCCGAAGGAUGUGAAGGUGGAGGACGGUUCCUGACUUGCUGUACAGAAAUAAAUGGUAAGAUAUCAUCCAAAAGCAAAUAGGAGUGGCAGCAGCUGAGACAAGCUGAGUUUUGCAAGACAACAUUUGAGUUACUGAUUAUAUUUUUCUUCAAAUAGAGAGCAUCAUUUGGGAGGUAAUGGUAGAUGUCAAUAGUUAAUUCGUUUUUGUGCCUCCACAAACAUUCCAUAAUCAUAAACCCUGUAUAUAAUUUAAAUUCAAAAAAACCAAAAAAAAUAAAUCAUAGCUGGUUCUUAGGUUAUAACUGCCCAAUAAAUCAUCUGCAGUCAACUUUUUUGGUUCCUUGGAUAUUUGUGCUUUUAUCAUCAUCAAGCUGCAAAGUGCUAUUUAUUUUC
Messenger RNA from Glycine soja, 3423 nucleotides. Its product is annotated as phosphoinositide phosphatase SAC2-like. The transcript has 16 exons. Gene Ontology annotation, molecular function: phosphatidylinositol-3,5-bisphosphate 5-phosphatase activity. Gene Ontology annotation, cellular component: intracellular membrane-bounded organelle. The coding region runs from base 561 to 2999 and encodes 812 amino acids. Gene Ontology annotation, biological process: phosphatidylinositol dephosphorylation. Lineage: Eukaryota; Viridiplantae; Streptophyta; Magnoliopsida; Fabales; Fabaceae. The record is from RefSeq and is a predicted model, not a curated record.